AUGGAAUUAGGAGAAUAAGAUUUAUAUACUUACUUAGAAUAAUAAUAAUAGAAUUUAACUAUUGAAUCAAAAAUUAAAAUUAUGAUUUAAAUUACUUAAUUCAUUUCAUAUCUACAUUCCAAAAAUUUAAUACAUAGAGAUAUUAAACCUGAAAACUUCAUUAAAGUCUCCGAUCAAUUUAAACUUAUUGAUUUUGGAUUAACCAGGAAAAAUUAAGGGAGGAACACCUUUGUUUUAAUCCCUGAAAUUGUUGAAACAAGUUAAAAUUACACAUAAGCAGUGGACAUAUGGUCACUAGGUUGUGUAUAUUAUGAAAUUUUAACUAAAUCGCCUUUAAUUGAAGGAAAAACUGAAUCUUAAGUUAAGAACAUAAUUAAAAAUUUAAAAACUGAUAAUCGUUAUCUGAAAUAAAUUAGAAUAAUUGCCAGGAUAAGGUGA
This is a messenger RNA of Paramecium tetraurelia, 438 nucleotides long. RefSeq lists its product as uncharacterized. Gene Ontology annotation, molecular function: ATP binding; protein serine/threonine kinase activity. Gene Ontology annotation, biological process: protein phosphorylation; mitotic DNA damage checkpoint signaling. The record is from RefSeq and is a predicted model, not a curated record. NCBI's taxonomy places the organism in Eukaryota, Ciliophora, Oligohymenophorea, Peniculida, Parameciidae. Gene Ontology annotation, cellular component: cytoplasm; nucleus. The transcript has 3 exons.